AGGCUCAGAGGCCCAGCGGUAGACAGUUGUCGCAGCAGCAGCAGCAGCAGCAGUAGACAGCUGCAUCAGACAUGGGCAUCGAGAAGUACGCUGGCCGCGUGGCCCUGGUUACUGGCGCCAGUUCCGGCAUGGGCGCCGCUAUCGCUCAGGAGCUGCUCAAGCACGGCAUCCACGUGGUCGGCCUCGCCAGGAGGGUGGAACUGAUCAAGGCUCUUGAAGUGAAGGGGUCGCCGGGCAAACUGUACGCUAUUCAAGGAGACGUAGGAAAAGAAGAAAGCAUCCUCUCAGCUUUCAAGUGGAUUAGGGAAAACCUCAAUGGAGUCGACAUCCUGGUCAACAGCGCUGGUGUCGACCACGAAACUGAUUUUGUAUCCGGUAAAACAGAACACUGGAGACAGAUGUUUGAGGUGAACGAGCUUGGCCUGGCCAUCUGCAGCAGGGAGGCGGUCCAGGACAUGAUGAGGAGGGGCGUCGACGACGGCUUCAUCAUCCACAUCAGCAGUACAGCGGCGCACGUCCCGGUGUUCAGUGAUGGCCUCGGGAUGCACUCAGUCAACAAAACAGCUGUGAGGGUCAUGGCAGAAGGACUCAGGAAGGACCUCGUCGCCAAAAAGAGCAAGAUUCGUGUUGGGCAAAUUUCUCCAGGGCUCGUGAAAACCAAUGCGAUUAACCAGUCUGAGAAGUGGGCACAGAUCUUCGAUACAAUGCCUUACCUGGAAGUGGAAGACAUAGCAAAAGCCGUGGUCUACAUGCUUUCCCAACCUCCAAGGGUUCAGGUUCACGACAUCAUUAUUCGGCCAACAGGAGAGUUUUACGGCUGAUUUUGCACUGAAUAUUCCUUUCAACGUACUGUAAUUUCUAAUUCAAAUGUUAACAAAACAUCUGUUUUAAAGCUAUAUACGAGGGUUAUUCCAAAAGUAAGGUCCGAUCGGUCGCGAAAUGGAAACGACUAUGAAAAUCCGAUAAAGCUUUGCACAGAUGUGUUGGGGAGUAUCUCUAGUAUAACCCCAGUUAGCAUCACGUCGCUCUUCUCAUUUCUGAGCUCGCAGUGAGUGCGUAAAGAUGUCUAGAAAAUAGUGUCUGCCGCCAAGUACGAGGGCCUGGUGAGAAAUUUCGCCUGAAGCUAUGCAGCCAACAUUACAUAACUGUCGUGCUGUUUCGUCUUCACGACAAUUCUCAGCCGCAUUCUGCAGGGGCAAUGAAGAUGCUCCUGCAUCGUUUUCAAAUGGAAAUGUGAGAUUACCCACAAUACAGUCCGCAAUUGUCUCCCCCUGAGUUUCAUCUCUGGUCACAUGAACCGCUGUCUUUGAAGACAACAUUUUGACACAGACAACGAGGUGUAGGCCAGCGUGGAGAAUUGGCGGAAAGCACUGGCGGCUGCCUUCUAUGAUGAGGCUAUUGAAAAGUUGGUACAACGCUAUGACAAAAGUCUAAGUCAGAACGGCGACUACGUAGAGAAGUAGCUGAAAGGUGUAGCUAAUUGUUACAAGUAAAACAUUUCUGAUGUUCACUGUGGUUUCAAUUUGGCAAUCAAUCGGACCUUACUUUUGGAAUAACCCUCGUAUAUAUACUGUCAGAGUAGUUAUAAAUUACCUUCACACUGUCAAACCUGUCACACAAUACAAAGUCCUUUCCUA
Molecule: messenger RNA, 1637 nt
Organism: Schistocerca serialis cubense
Lineage: Eukaryota; Metazoa; Arthropoda; Insecta; Orthoptera; Acrididae
Product: dehydrogenase/reductase SDR family member 11-like
Exons: 6
Coding region: 72-821 (249 amino acids)
Source: RefSeq, a predicted model, not a curated record